GAGAAGAACGGUGACAGAGGUGCGGAUGUCUAGAGCCCCCCAGAGCUCGGUAUCGUCAGUUAGAGGGAGAAAUUACCUAGCAGGAGUAGAGAAAGUGGUGAAGAGGACCACUACGCAAUCUACACAGACCCCCCCUUUGUGCCAGCUGCGUGCCAAUCAAACCACCCCGGCCCCCAAGAGUGUUCGUACAGUAGGUACGAUGGGAUCUAAGGUCUAUCUGGAGGUGAGACCCAACACUUGCUGGAAGUGCGGCAAGACAUGCCCCUCGCGGCAGGAGUGUCGAGGUCCACCACUCCUAUUUUGCAGCAGAUGUGGUUUGAUAGGUACGCAGACCAGGUACUGCGAAUGCGUACCCAGGAAACUGGCCCCACGGCCGACAGCAACUAGGUCGGAACAACCAGCCCUGCGUCCAUGUGCAAGAUGCACAGAGAGGGAGGCCACGCAGCGGAGAGAAGAGAGGACUACUCACCAGAAAAUGAGAGAGAAAAAAGAUGAUGGGGAAAAUAUAACAAAUAAAAAGAAGAUACCGGUGUUUUUGUUUCCUAAUCCUGUAAACUGUGUAAAACAAUAUAGGGCCUAACCCAA
This is a messenger RNA of Harmonia axyridis, 585 nucleotides long. RefSeq lists its product as uncharacterized. The transcript is spliced from 2 exons. The record is from RefSeq and is a predicted model, not a curated record. Lineage: Eukaryota; Metazoa; Arthropoda; Insecta; Coleoptera; Coccinellidae. Bases 26 to 580 code for a protein of 184 amino acids.